Dentiscutata erythropus is the source of this 1398-nucleotide messenger RNA. The record is from the annotation of a GenBank genome assembly. Lineage: Eukaryota; Fungi; Glomeromycota; Glomeromycetes; Diversisporales; Gigasporaceae.
GUUUUUUUUUCUUUAUCUUUAUACACUGCAAAUCAACAAGAUUUAAAAACGUCGGAAUUAGAACAUCAAAAUAAGAAUACUAAUUAUGAAACACAAAAAACUAAUCUAAUCUCCGAAGAGGUUAACGAACUUGUUUUAUUAAGGGGAAAAAUUAAGGAAGAUGAAGUUGAACUUACUGACGCUCACGAAAAGAUUAGUGAACUUUAUAAAGAGCUUGAUGAUGUGAAAAAGAAAAAUAAAGAGAUUGAAAGUGAAAAUCACAAACUUCAUCAAGCUGAUCAUAAUAAAGAAAUGGCCCUAGUAAAUAUUACAAAUGAACGUAAUAAUUUAAUCAGCCGUUAUAAUUCAUUAGUUAGAGCAUUUGAAGAACUUACAAAAAAGAACGAAGAAUUAAAAGUUGAAGCUGCUCAUUAUCAGUCAAAAUUGGGUGAUGCAAAAAAUUUCAAAUUAGGUGAUGACGAUCCUAAUAAUAGCACUGCGCUUACACGAGAUAUCGAACAUUUACAAGAUAAUAUUAAUUCGUAUGCAAGGGUCAAAAAAGGUGUGACGCUUAAUUUGGAAACUGCGCAGAAUGCUUUACAACAAUAUGGCUGUUCACUAGAAAAUGUCGCAAAUGAAGAUUCAGAAGAAAAAAUACUUAUUAAAUGGCUCCUUCAAAGAAUUUUGAUCCAAAAUGUCACGGAUAUGAUGGGAAGAUAUUUAAAAAACCAUAGCUCCCAACUCGUUCCAGAAGGAAAUCGCGAAUUAGAAUUGAUCCAUACAACUAGUAAAAUGACAGAACUAUUAGGCGAAUUUAAUAAACAUCGUGAUGGUGUUGACGAAGUAACUCAGGUUGCACCGAUAAAACUACGUCAACAGAUCUACGCAGUUCUAGGUGAUCGUGGUUUUGCUGAUAUUAAAGGCGAGCAAAAAGAACAUCCAUUCAUCACUCAUGUUUCGACAUACAUUGAUCUUCUUAUGUCCAGAGUGCAGGAACCAGAGGCAACAUUCAGAUGGUUUAAAAGAGGUGAUAAAGUAGAUCCUAUUCAAAUGGUUGGUCCGUGGGACGAAAAUAUAGAUCAAUGGUUUGUCGAUAUUUGUUAUUUCCCUUUGAUUGGUAUAGAUUUAGAUAAUGAAAACAAUCGUAAGAUACUUUUUCAGGCAAGAGUAGCAGUGUAUAAAGAUAAAGAAAAAAAACCUGGUUUUUUAAAUAAGUUAUUUAAAUCAUCUACCGAAGAUAAACGUGCUCGUCCACAAGUCAAACAAAGCAGCACUAGUAGUCAAUCUAGUCAACCUAGUCAACCAUCUUCCAGACAAAAUAGCCUUAAAAAUCCUGAUCCCAACACUAUGAUACCACUGACUUCAAAGAGUCAACAUCCUCAAAAUCCAAACGUGUCUGAUAAUAAUCGAAAAGGUUGA